AUGAUUACUGUGGAAGAAAUGCCACCAGCGCACCAACACGACUACUAUCGCGAGCAGGCUCACAGCCGCGAAGACCACAAUACCUAUGAUCAAGUAUCGCCCCAGGAAACAACGGAUCACCCUUCUCAGUCUCUAAUAGAAAAUGGCUCCAAAGGGUGUCCCCAAUAUGAUGUCUCCAGGAGAGACGUCGGCGACUCGACUGGCGCAUUCAUGAUGGAGCCCCUGGAUGCGGAUAGCCGACACGCUUUGGGUCAACCAAACCAGGCCUGCACUUGCGCGAAUAAGCCCCGGCAAAAUAACACAAAAUACCGGAUUAAACUGAUUGCGGGUUUGGUGCUGCCGUAUUUCUUGGCAUCGUUGGACUUGACCGUCGUCGCGACAGCAUUGCCCUUUAUCGCCUCCCAUUUUGACAAGUUUGACCAGCUCAAUUGGAUAGUCACCGCCUACACCCUCACUUCGACGGCGUUCAUUCCCUUCUAUGGCCAGUUUGCGGAUGUCUUUGGCCGACACAUUUCGUUACAGGUAGCCAUAUUCUUUACAGUAAUUGGCAGUGUUCUCUGUGCCGCUGCUCAGUCCUGGAGCAUGCUCCUACUGGGCCGCGCGUUGCAGGGGCUGUCCUCGGCUGGCUUGAACAGCAUCAUUCUUGUCAUCUUAGCUGAUAAAGUUACGCUGGAAGAGAACGCAAAGAACAACACUCUUUUUACCAUCGUGUCUGGUAGCACGUAUGCUAUAGGUCCGCUGAUUGGUGGAUAUUUGACAGACGCAAACUGGAGAUAUGUCUUUGUAAUUGCCAUCCCAAUUGCUGUAGCGUCCCACGUCCUUCUCUUCUUCAUUCUGCGGAACGAGCUGCUAGAGGGCACCCACUUCCACAAGGGCUCUAAGUGGUCUGCCAUCUUCCCAGCAUUGGCAACUCUUGAUAUCGGUGGCGUCAUUCUAUUCAUCUUCGCUGUCGGCCUCAUCAUUCUCGGCACUUCCUGGGGAGGGAGUACUUUCCCAUGGGACUCCGUACAGGUUCUAGCUCCCAUUAUCGUCGGGGGCGCUCUGCUGCCCAUGUUCGUUCUCUACGAAUUCCUUUUGGGAGAUGGUAGGAUACUAGCACGGCUGUUUCCACACCAGUCACCUAUGCUGCCUUUGGAUCUCUUCUCUCGAAAAGAUACACUAGUUAUAGCUGUGAUUCAGUUCUCUGCUGGAGCUGCUAUGUAUGCCGUGUUUUAUUUCGUGGGAAUCUAUUUCACACUGGUCGAGGGCAAACCCGCCUCCAGCGCAGGCAUUCAGUUACUAUACUACAUUCCAGGAAUCGCAGCUGGCGUUUAUGCAGCAAUGUACUUGUGUAACCGAUGGCCAGGCCAAACGUUUUGGCCGCUGCUCCUCGGCUCCGUCGAGGAAGCCGCCGGACUAGGCGCCUUGACCUGGGCCGUUUCCGCGAGCCGACCCAAUAUCGUCUCCGGCAUGAUGGUCUUAACAGGCGCCGGUACGGGCUCGCGCUUUAUGCCUGCUUCUCUGCAUGUUGCUGGAGUGUGGCCUGAGCGACUGGCACCAGCCAUGUCACUCAUGCGCUUUGCAAUGCCCUUUGGAGGUACUCUAGGGUUGACGAUCAUGAACGCCGUAUUCAACUCCAACGGAAAUAUUGGGAACAUCAUUGCUCAGGACAGCCAAUCGCUGGACGCCAUUACAAAACUACCCAGCGCUUUGCAGGCCGCUGUGAGGGAAGCAGGCCGCAAGGCAGUUGAAUGGGCCUUUAUUUCCAUUCUGCCGAUACUCGGGAUCAGUGUUCUUGCUUGCUUCGUUCUUGGUAAUGUCUGGAUCAAGCACAAGGUCAAGAAGGGUGAGGUUGCUAGCUCUACAUCUUCUGGUCAAGGCGAGAAACAAGAUACUAGAGCCAGCACGGUGGUCUAUGUCCCGUAUCUCUACGCUUUGCUAAAGGGAGUCGAUCGCUACAAGCACGAGUCAACAAGACUACCAGCGACGGAAAGACAUGCCAGCGCUAGUGGCGUAUAA
Molecule: messenger RNA, 1998 nt
Organism: Trichoderma breve
Lineage: Eukaryota; Fungi; Ascomycota; Sordariomycetes; Hypocreales; Hypocreaceae
Product: major facilitator superfamily domain-containing protein
Exons: 9
Coding region: 1-1998 (665 amino acids)
Biological process (GO): transmembrane transport; basic amino acid transport
Cellular component (GO): fungal-type vacuole membrane
Molecular function (GO): basic amino acid transmembrane transporter activity
Source: RefSeq, a predicted model, not a curated record